AUGUAUGAUACAGAUGAGCCCAUCACUGAUGUGGCGUUGAAGUCAGAUCCCGCAAUAGACCCACUUAUUCUGAAUAUAACCAGCUUGUUGGUAGGCAAUGUCCUAACUGUGUCGAUGUGCCUCUUCGGCGUGGUCACCAACCUCAUAAACAUUCCUCUGUUUCGCAGGCAGGGUUACCACGAUGGCGUCAACGUCACGCUCACUGCGCUAGCCAUCAGCGACCUCGGGGCUCUGCUGGGCGAGCUGGUGUAUACGGCUAUCGUCGACCCUUACAUUAAGGAGAUCGACCUGGUCGUCUCCAAGGUUGUGAUCGGCGUCAUCAGCGGAUACUGGCACGAGUAUUUCACAAGGGUCAGCAGCGUCAUCACCGCCUUCGCCGCCUUCGAGAGGUGCCUAUGCGUGACGCGGCCCUUGAAGGUCAAGACUAUGAUCACCACCAGGACGGCCGUGGUGGUGAACGUGUCCAUCUUCGUGGUCCACUCUCUGUACUUGUUCCCGCAGUUCUACACCAUGUACUUCGACUGGGCGUUCAUGCCCGAGCGAAACAAGACCGUCUUCGUGGUCUACGUCAACAGCUUGAGCGCCAGCAUGUUUCCGAUCACUUUGUACUUCACAGACAUGCUGUUUCCUUACUGCACGUUCCUAGCCCUUGUCGUCUGCUGCACAGUGCUUCUCUUUACGCUCAAGGCGAAGGCCAAGUGGAGGCGGACGGUCGUCUCCAGCGCGGUAGAAGUAGAGGUCAAGCCAACUUCCCGCCACCUGACCAGCAAAGAGCGCAAGUCCGGCCUGCUCUUCCUUUCGGUCUCGAUUAUGUGCGUAGUGCUUCUCCUGCCCCAGCACAUCGUUUACACUGCCGUCAUCUUCGUCAGGGAGAUGGCCAUGGAUGGGGACUACAGCGAUAUCCGAACCGUGGUAGGGACGUUCACAGUCCUGCUGCAGGCCAUCAACUCAAGCAUGACCAUCUUCAUUUACUACAAGAUGAGCACCAAAUACAGAAGCGAGUUUCAGAAAAUGAUGGGCAAGUAUGACUGUCUUCAGUUUCUAAAAAAGGACACAUAA
Molecule: messenger RNA, 1059 nt
Organism: Biomphalaria glabrata
Lineage: Eukaryota; Metazoa; Mollusca; Gastropoda; Planorbidae
Exons: 1
Coding region: 1-1059 (352 amino acids)
Cellular component (GO): membrane
Molecular function (GO): G protein-coupled peptide receptor activity
Source: RefSeq, a predicted model, not a curated record